AUGUUUAAUCCACAUGUCUUAGAUGUCCCAGCCGUAAUUUUUGACAAUGGUUCGGGACUCUGUAAAGUGGGGUUUUCCAGAGAGACUGGACCUCGUCAUAUUAUCAACUCUGUCGUGGGGCAUCCUAAAGUUAACAUUCCUUCCAAAAGAGGCAAUAAGAAGAAGUACUUUGUCGGGGAGGAAGCCCAGUCCAAGUAUGAGACAUUAUAUUUGCAUUACCCCAUUGAACGUGGACUGAUAACAGGAUGGGAUGACAUGGAGCAACUCUGGAAAUACCUGUUUAAGUACCGCCUGGGAGUAAAACCCUGUGACCAACCUGUACUGAUGACGGAGCCCUCCUUGAACCCAAGGGAGAUUCGAGAGAAGCUUGCUGAAAUGAUGUUUGAGAACUUUAAUGUGCCUGCUCUUUACCUGUCCAACCAUGCCGUGGUAGCUCUCUAUGCCUCUGCUCGCAUCACAGGCCUGGUGGUGGACAGUGGACAUGGGGUCACCUGCACCGUCCCCAUCUUUGAGGGUUACGCCCUGCCUCAUGCAGUCACCCAGCUCUAUGUGGCAGGGAGGGACAUCACGGAGCACCUCAUCCAACUCCUCUUUCCGAGAGCAUGUAUUUUUCCUCGCACACUGAACAAGGCCUUGGUGAAUGAUAUUAAAGAGAAGCUGUGUUAUGUUUCUUUGGAGCCAGAGAAAGAGCUAUGCAAGCCACCUAAGGAAGUCUUUCGAGAAUACAGACUUCCCGAUGGGAAUGUCAUCCACAUUGACCACCAAUUAUACCAAGCACCAGAGGUUCUCUUUGCACCUGACCAGCUAGGCAGCCAGAGUCCAGGACUCUCAACAAUGGUCUCCAGCAGCAUUAUGAAGUGUCCUGGUGAUAUACAGAAGAACGUUUUUGCAGACAUUGUACUCUGUGGGGGAACCACACUUAUUCCUGGACUGAAGGAAAGGCUCACAAAAGAACUAGAUCAACAGGUUUCCAAAGGAACACCCAUCAAGAUCAUGACUUCUCAAGAUAGAUGUUUUUCUGCAUGGAUUGGUGCAUCCAUAAUGACCUCUGUAAGCUCUUUCAAGCAGAUGUGGGUCACUUCUGAAGAUUUCAAGGAGUUUGGUGCAUCUGUAGUUCAGAGAAGAUGCUUUUAA
Otolemur garnettii (small-eared galago) is the source of this 1134-nucleotide messenger RNA. Its product is annotated as actin-related protein T1-like. The transcript has a single exon. Gene Ontology annotation, molecular function: chromatin binding. The record is from RefSeq and is a predicted model, not a curated record. Bases 1 to 1134 code for a protein of 377 amino acids. Lineage: Eukaryota; Metazoa; Chordata; Mammalia; Primates; Galagidae. Gene Ontology annotation, biological process: regulation of DNA-templated transcription. Gene Ontology annotation, cellular component: nucleus.